AUGGAGAGUAAGCCUCAGACUACGAUGGGCUUCAGGAGCAUGUCCAUUGGCCCUUUUCGGGUGUUAAAGUGGCCGGAAGUGCCAGGGGAACUGGGCCGUGGUAAGCUUAACGCCAUGACAUUGAGGAAGAGAACUGACACAGCAAGAGAAGCUCACACGCUGCAAGCUGCAGCCGGAGGAAUUGGUGUGCCAUUGCUGCACUGGUUUGAAACCAUUGAUGGGAAGGAUGUCAUGGUUACAGACACGUACGGGCCGACGCUGGAUGAGGUUUUCUGUCGAUCCGGCCGUUAUUUCAGCCUGCAGAGCCUUCUUAUUUUGGCAGACCAAUUGUUGUCCCGGGUGGAGUUCAUCCACUCUAGGAAUAUCAUCCACGGCAAUCUCAGCCCCCUAUCAUUUGCGUUCGGUCGUGCAGAAUGGCAGAAGCAGCAGGUCAUCCUGGUUGAUCUCGGGACUGAGGUCGUUCCAGCUCCCACGGUUCGCAAUGAUCUUCAGGCAAUCAGCCGCAUUCUAUCAUAUUUUUAUAGUGGGGCAGAGUCCUGGGAGCAGUAUCAACAGCGACAAGGUCUAGAGACCACCGCACCUGUCUUGACGAGGUUCUCUGCCGCGGUUGCUUCGCGCGAGACUAUUGAUUACGGCAUGCUUCGAGAUAUCUUCUACGACGCAUAUCAUGACAUAGUCCUGCAUCUUGAAAUUGUAAUGAAUCUGAGAGGCCCCCGAUUUAUAGGGGACAGUAAGGUGCCGAGAAUGGGCGCGCUUGCUGGGAAGGAGACCACAGAUCUCUUCGAAAGCCUCGACUCUGCUCUCUCGCAUAUUGGGCAAUUGAGUGGAAACUUUACAUUGGCCUUGCCUUUCCGAGCGUGGUCAGAAUUACUGGAUGUCCUUGAGGAGGUGCUGCAGAUUUACAUGACCCUAAUUACUAGGGAUCGACCAUCAGCAGAGAAGAGAAUGCAUGCAAUGGGUGCAUAUCAUUUGCCAAAUCGGCUCUGGAGAGACCUACGUUGGUUCCUCAAAGUGACCGCCAACCUGCCCAGAUCUUUCCAACUUUCAGUGACUGCUAAACUUUACCACUAUUUGGCAGUACUGUACGAAGUCGUCCCAUCAUAUAGGUUAUACUGGGCCGAAUAUCUUCUGUUUCUGGCCCGCGCAAGGAAAGACCUGGAGCCCGCUUGCGGAAGGCCCGCUUGGACUCAGACGGUCUUCUUCUGGCAAGAAGCCUGCAAUAUGCUCAAGGCCGAAAGUAACGUCCCUAAUCUGCGGUGA
Molecule: messenger RNA, 1260 nt
Organism: Aspergillus fumigatus Af293
Lineage: Eukaryota; Fungi; Ascomycota; Eurotiomycetes; Eurotiales; Aspergillaceae
Product: casein kinase family protein
Exons: 2
Coding region: 1-1260 (419 amino acids)
Biological process (GO): signal transduction; endocytosis; peptidyl-serine phosphorylation
Cellular component (GO): nucleus; cytoplasm
Molecular function (GO): protein serine/threonine kinase activity
Source: RefSeq, a predicted model, not a curated record